Molecule: messenger RNA, 3102 nt
Organism: Carassius carassius (crucian carp)
Lineage: Eukaryota; Metazoa; Chordata; Actinopteri; Cypriniformes; Cyprinidae
Product: transforming acidic coiled-coil-containing protein 3-like
Exons: 15
Coding region: 67-3006 (979 amino acids)
Biological process (GO): cerebral cortex development; mitotic spindle organization; cell population proliferation
Cellular component (GO): cytoplasm
Source: RefSeq, a predicted model, not a curated record
UAUAACAUUUAUUUUUUGUUUUACAGGAGUUCACUGUUGAGUAAACCUUCCACCACAUCAAUUGACAUGCAGAGUAACAGCGUUGCCUACCCUGAUGAAGAUAUGCUUGUUCAGAGCAUAGGGGCCUAUACCCUUGAUCUUAACAAUCUAGAUGCCAUCAACCCUUUCCAGGGGUCCAGUAAAAUGCAGAAUUCUCCUCCUAAAUGUUCGACCUUACCUGAGUCCUGGACAUCAGAGAUUAUAGUAUCAGAUACAACUGCAGCCCCCAUUUCUGAACCUCAGCCAGAGGUGACUGAAACUGCACUUGAUGAGACUCUUCCCUUUGUCCCAUCAGUGGAGAAUUCCCUUGCAGAAUGUUCUGCCAGCAUGUCUUCAGCAGAGGGCACGGUCAUCAUCAAGACUGACAACAUUGAAAACAGUGCCACAGAUGUGGAGGAGUCUGAUAUGACUGAACCAGCACCAGUGUCACAACAGAUUCCUGUUUUGGAAGAUCAGCCUGUGGCCCAGGACUCAGCACAACCCCCUGUGGGAUACUACAACUUGGAUUUUGACAACAUUGACUCGCUCAACCCAUUCCAAACCGGUGGCUCAAAGAUCCCAAACUCUCCUCUAAUUGGCAAGGCAUCAGUAGUUUCCGAUCCACACCUCUUAAGCCAAGAAGCUAAACAGGAACCAGACCUCUCAGUCCACACUGCAGAUGUCCCAACAUCUUCAGAUGCCUCCAUACCACCUCAAGAGAACUCCACUGCCACAGAGGGCUCCUUAUCUACAGCGCCCCCUAAAGAGAACCAGAUGUUACUAGAGUUUAAUUUUGAUGAUGGAGCUGAAGUCAAGCGCAAACCUCCUCCGAAACAUCUUGGGGUCAAAAGAUCUGCAGGUGCAAAACCUGUGACCAAAAAAACUGUUGCAGCAGCCACAGAAAAGAGAGAACCAGAACCCAAGCAGUUGCUCCCUAACAAUCCGGAAGAGAUGGAACCUGUGGAUGUUCCUCCUCCUAAAGGUUCUUACACCUUUGAUUUUGACAAGUUCGAUGACCCAAAUUUUAACCCCUUUGGCACAAAGGCUACAAUGGGUAACUCUCCACCACGCGGUGUUCAGACUGGCCCGGUUUUGAUGAAAGCACCAGCUCCAGUUCAAGAGCCUGAGGCUUUUGCACAAGAUGACCAGCCUGAAGCCCCUGCAAAAGACAACCAACCAGAGCACAGUUCUUCCCCUUUAGUUUCUGAAACCAAUGAAAACAUUGCAGAAACUGAUCUUCCUGUCACUAAGAGGCCAGCUGAAGAUGUAGGGUCAAUAUCUUCAGAUGCCUCCAUAUCACCUCAGGAGAACUCUACUGCCACAGAGGGCUCCUUAUCUACAGCGCCCCCUAAAGAGAACCAGAUGUUACUGGAGUUUAAUUUUGACGAUGGUACCGAAGUCAAGCGCAAACCUCCUCCGAAACGUCUUGGGGUCAAAAGAUCUGUAGGUGCAAAACCUGUGACCAAAAAAGCAGUUGCAACAGAAAAGAAAGAACCAGAACCCAAGCAGUUGCUCCCUAACAAUCCGGAAGAGAUGGAACCUGUGGAUGUUCCUCCUCCUAAAGGUUCUUACACCAUAGAUUUUGACAAGUUUGACUACACCAACUUUAACCCCUUUGGCACAAAGGCUACAAUGGGUAACUCUCCACCACGCGGUGUUCAGACUGGCCCGGUUCAGGAGCCUGAGGCUUUUGCACAGGAUGACCAGCCUGAAGCCCCUGUAAAAGAUAACCAACCAGAGCAUAGUUCUCCCCCAGCAGUUUCUGGAACCAAUGAAAACAUUGCAGAAACUGAUCUUCCGGUCACUAAGAGGCAGGCAGAAGAUGUAGAGUCAUUCACUGUGUCCAGCACUAACAUGCCCCAGAAUCCAGCAUUUCAGGUGCCAGACCUCAUGGCAACACCAGACUCUAAAGUGGAUCUACAGAACCAGACUAAUGAUCUUGGUGUGGCGGCACCAAGUGAAGAUGAGUUUGUGCCAGGAGCAUUGUUCAUGCCAGGGGAAGAUUUUGAUGGGCAAUUUGAUUAUCUGGAGCAGUUUGGAUCAAGCACUUUUAAGGAGUCGGCCUUGCGGAAGCAGUCACUGUAUAUGAAGUUUGACCCACUGUUUAAGGAGAGUCCAAAGAAAACUGGAAUGGACAGUGGCAACUCUGGAUUUAGCAUGCCACGGCCUUCUCUUGCUAUUAGGAUGAUGGAAGCUGCGAAGUCUGAAGUAAAGCAGAAAUCACACCGUGACCGUAUGAAGCUGCUGGAUGAUCUGCCUCCACCAGCAGUGGAAACUGUGGUGCCAGAUCCAACUGUUCUGGAUUUGCUGGUUCCCACAUUAAAACAGCCAAUGAAGACCGAGGACUCCAUAAUAGAGGUUCUGAAGUACAGCCAGAGAGACAUGGAUGCUGCACUACAGAAAGCAGAGAGGCUGGCAGAGAAACAGCAGCAAGAGCUUACGACUCAGAUUGAGAAGCUGCAACUGGAGAAUCAGCAUAUGCUGUUUAUAGUGUCAGAAUUUGAGGCCACCAUCACUCAAAUCACUGAUGAACAUAAACAGAAGGAAGAUUUGGCCAAAAUUGAGUUAGAGAGAGUCCUCCAGGAAAAAGACCAGCUGUCCAAAGAGUUGAAUGAGUUGGAGAGAUCCUUCUCCUCCGUUGUCAAACGUCUUGACAGAUGCAAGGAAGUCAUUGAGGGAUUCAAAAAGAAUGAGGAAACUCUGAAGCAGUAUGCACAGAACUGCAUGGACAGACUGCAGAAAGAGGAAAAGCGUUAUCAAGCUUUGAAAGCCCAUGCUGAGGAGAAGCUAGAUCAAGCGAAUAAGGCCAUAAAUGAGGUUCGUACUAAACAGGGUGCAGAAGUGGCAGCACUGCAGGUGCAGCUCAAAAGAGAACAGCUGAAAGUUCAGUCCCUAGAAAAGGAUCUGGAACAAAAGGCUAAAGAAGUCAAAGAUGUCACAGAACUGUGUGAUGACCUGCUACUUAAAGUGCAAAAGCAUGGUUAUUAGUGUAUUUUGUGUUCAUUAUUUGUGUUUGUUCGUUAUUUUGUAUUUGUUCUCACCAAUUUUAAUAAAUAAAAUGUUUGUUUAAUGUUUGAAAACAAA